GAUCAAACAAAAAUAUUCGCCCUUGGGGGAAACCAGUACGUUCUUUUUGAGCCAUUUGCCGCCAGUUUCGCUGCCGGCCCAAGAACACGACGCCGAGGACAAGCAGGACGAGGAGGAGGAGAGGGAGAAGAAGGAGGAGGCGAAGGAGGAGGUCGGGCUUCGUUGUUCCUCGUGGUCCCUAAACUUUUCGACCCUCGAUCGUUCUCGCGUUAUCUCGCCGCUUGAAACGUGGAACGUGGAACUUGGUCCAAAAAGCCCACGAAGUGGACGAGUUGUGAGCGGAGGGGGAGAAGGAACGAAAUACUGUGGAAUGGAGUGUGUCCUGCUCGGUUCCCCUUUCUCUUCGUGUCUCUCUUCAAGUGCAGGAACUCGGUGAUGAGGAUGAGAAGGAGGACCAUGAUCAUCAUGAUGAUGAUUAUCAUCAUCAUCGCCACGACCCCGACCAGCAUCGCCAUCAUCCCCUCGACUUUGUCCUAGAGAAGAAGUGCAUUCAAAGACGGAGGAAUGGCAGAUCAAAGGGAAUAUUCAUCUCUGUCGUUGGCUGUUCCAUGCUCAUUGCUGGAGAUCAUCUGAAACUGGCUGUUCCACUAUUCCGUUUGGUUGGGCUGUUGCAGUCGUCACUCUCAAGGUGGAGAAGGAUGAUGCCAAGCCCUACGAGGACUAUCAUCAUCAGGAUCCUCCAUCCCCGGCCCUUGCCCGACAACGAAGAACUAGCAAAAGCAGCAGCGGCCGUCCCAGUGUUGUUUUGAAGUGUUUCAACUCUUUCAUCUCCUUCCUCCUCUUCUUCUUCUUCUUCUUCUUCGUUCUGGUCGACGACCACCUCGACUGCUUUUUCUUCUUCUUCUUCCUCUUCUUCUCCUUCUUGUUCUUGUUCUUCUGUUACUACAUUUGCAGUGUCUUUCAUGUUUCAAACCUUUUGAUCAACUUUUCAUCUGAAGGGCACAAAAUGGCGACAACUGCCAGAGCCCCCCAGCGUGCCACCUCUUCAUCUUCACAAGCCGCAGUUCCUCAAUCCACCUCAUUCCAUCCACACCUUGGUUCCAGGCAGGCCUCGCCAACUUCCGCACAGGUUGAGGCCUCAAGGACCACGGCUCUCAAGAACAGUGCAGUGAACUCCAGUGGAACCACGCUCAAGUCCAACAAGAUUCCCACGUCCAGUCAGGAUCCAGGUGGCUUGAGUGCUCUGAAAAGGGAUCGAUUCUUAUCCGUGGCCAAUGGGAUCACCCUUGACGAUUUCGGGUGCUCCAAUGAUGAAUUGCGGAUCUUCACCGAGGAGGGCGAGGACGAGGAACGAGAAUUGGCUUUGAAUGAGGAGCUCCAAGCGGCUCUACUCGAGGACAAAACGUGCCUCAUCCGAGAAACCGAACUAGGCAUCAAGCAAGAGCGAUUACUUCGAAUUGAUCCAGGUCAUCCGGACCCCUCAUCCCCGAGUUCACCCUAUCCCAAUGGAUAUCCUCUGCUCUCGCCAUUCUCAUCGUCACCAUUUUCCAACACCAAUGGCCACUCACAAACCCCGGGAUCACAAUCUAUGGUUCGAUCGAGUGGAUCACCGUUGUCCCCAUCGUUUUUAUACAAUGACUCGUUAGGGAGUCCUCCGCCAGCCCAUAUGGGUGGCAUACCCUACAGUUUGGCAGAUCCAGGUUUGCGGUCGUUGUACUCGAUGCCUCCACAUUCCUCAUCGUAUCCAUAUCCGCUAAUUCCUUCUGAUGUCUCGGGGCAAUUUUCAUCAUGGGCUCCAUGUUCCGUUUCCCCACCGUCUUCUCCCACAUCUCCAUUUUACGCUUUUGUUGCUGCCUCGGCGCGGGUGGCUGUUUCAGCGGCCAAUUUAUGUUCACAAUCACCCGACUCUGUUGGGGAAAGGUACUCCGGUCUCUCACGAUUUGGCACUCCCAAUAGCUUGUUAAGUCCGGCCAAUUCCGGAUAUCACUCUCGCUCUCCGUCGUCCAUGUUUUCCGGAUCCGACGGAAAAAGCGGAACCCUGAAAUCACGAGGUCGCGGUGCUUCAGCCAAGGAGAAAGAGGCCCACAUCAAAAAGCCUUUGAAUGCAUUUAUGUUGUACAUGAAAGAGAUGAGGCCCAAGAUCGUGGCCGAAUGCACCCUAAAGGAGUCAGCGGCCAUCAACCAAAUUUUAGGACGGAGGUGGCACGGUUUGAGUCGUGAUGAGCAAGCCAAGUAUUAUGAGCUCGCCCGCAAGGAGCGGCAACUCCAUAUGCAACUAUAUCCUGGAUGGUCCGCCAGGGACAACUAUGCUCAAAGCAAAAAGAAAAAGCGGAAAAGAAUGCAAGAAAAGGGUCCAGAAUCCCAAGAUCUAGUUUUAGGGGGGAAAAAGUUUCGAGGGAAAUAUGGUUUAAUCGAGCAUUCGGAUUCGUGGUGCAAGCCUUGCCAUUCAAAUGGUGAUGACAUGUCUCGGGAUUUUCUGCCAGGAUCAUCCAACUACAUAUCCUCACUAUCUCCAUGCGGCGACGGCCUCCUCAUGACAAAUGCCAACGAUUCAGCUGCCUGCUCAGCUGCCAUUGCAGCUGCAUCUAUCAUGGACAUGCACCUUAACUCGGUUCCAUGCUCAGCGGCCCAACUCAUUCACAACAACAACGUGGCCAGUUCAAGUGGGUCUAAUAUUCUAACCAUGGACUCGAUCCUUCUAACCUCACCGGCCGGCUCCCACGGGCCUGCCGGCAAUCUUUGCAAUCCCUCACCUCCCAUGCUGUCCUUGGGCCCGCACUCUCAUUUGUCUGGACAUCACUCAUUGCCACCCUCCUCCCAUGGCGAUGGAGGCGGCAAUUUGAAUUUCCCGCCUUUGAAUCAUCAUGAAUUGAUGUCCUUAGAACAGCAGAAGAUGGUGCUGUCGCCAGAGGGAGCUGGCGCGAAUGACCAAUCGCCUAAAUACAUAUCCUUGUAACCUCCUAACCCCAACAAGAGUUAUGGUGGAUUGGACGAGAAGUAAUCUCCAUUGAGAGACAAGCUGAAGUGUGCAUUGAACUUGUCGAAAAUAGUCGAUUUUGUGUUAGUGUCAUUACUGCAACUCUAGUCUGACGAAGCAACCCGUAAAACAAAUGAAUCUCUGUUUCCCUCUAUGUGGGUGGAUUUGAACUCCUGGUGAACUAUAGUGAAUAUAUGAGCAACUUCCAGUAAUACAACGUCUACAACUGAGAUUUGUGUGCAAUACCUCUACUGUUCUCUGGAUUUUGGUAUGAAGAACCUUUCAUUUUUAGCCGUCUCCGCCGAGCGCCCUUCAAACCGAACCCAAAAGAACCAGCUCGAGCCAUCGGUAACGAUUAUUCAACCGGAUUCUUGCUUACAUUACUGUCUUUUGAUCCUUUACGUACAUACAAACAACAUUCAUACAUAUACCAAUUCACAAACACGAGUAGAUUUGAUGUUGACACACGUGAUAGCAACAUCUAGAAAUUCCGUUGGUUUCCAUGUUCUUAUUGUCCGAUCAAACUACGUACAACACUCUCUUUGACUUAGGCUGAAAUCUGAAAUACAUUCAAUAUGAAACCA
Molecule: messenger RNA, 3501 nt
Organism: Tigriopus californicus
Lineage: Eukaryota; Metazoa; Arthropoda; Copepoda; Harpacticoida; Harpacticidae
Product: transcription factor 7-like
Exons: 10
Coding region: 947-2896 (649 amino acids)
Biological process (GO): canonical Wnt signaling pathway; regulation of transcription by RNA polymerase II
Cellular component (GO): beta-catenin-TCF complex
Molecular function (GO): DNA-binding transcription factor activity, RNA polymerase II-specific; RNA polymerase II cis-regulatory region sequence-specific DNA binding
Source: RefSeq, a predicted model, not a curated record